AAGUCAAAGUGGUUUGUUAUUUUCAUCCGUAUGCUGAACAUUUUGUCAGGUAAUAGUUAUUGAGAAUCCUGACUAUUUAGUAGCCAACGAGGUGCAUCUAAUUAUAUCUGCUCAGCACUCAGCAGGGCCAGCAAGUCGUGACUGGGCUGGCUCAGGCUGGGACAAGGGCUGGGAGGAGGAACGGCUGAAGCUGAAGACUGAGGGUGCUGAAGCCGAACUGAGACUGUGAAUUUGUCGUCGGAAACUGGCGCUGGCGCGGCGGCGGGCCGGGCGGCGGCAGCAGCGGCAGCUCCACCAUGGCCUCGCUGACUCUGGAGGAGCACGAGCUGCGCGCCGACUCCAAGUACCGCCAGUACACGGCCACCGUGGACAAGGCGCUCAAGAGCUUCGAGUACACCAGCGAGUGGGCCGACCUCAUCUCGGCGCUCGGCAAACUCAACAAGGUGCUGGUGUCUAAUAUCAAGUACCCGGUGAUCCCGAGUCGGAUCGUCAUCAGUAAGCGGCUGGCGCAGUGCAUGCACCCGGCACUGCCCAGCGGAGUGCACCUCAAGGCGCUGGAGUGCUACGACAUCAUGUUCAAGUGCAUGGGCACCAACCGGCUCAGCCAGGAGCUGUUCAUCUACAGCGCAGGUCUGUUCCCAUUGUUCGGUCACGCGGCGAUGAACGUUCGGCCGGCGCUGCUGACCAUCUACGAGACCCACUUUGUGCCGCUGGGCCGGCGGCUGCGGCCCGGGCUGCGCGGCUUCCUCAGCGGCAUACUGCCCGGCCUCGACGAGGGAUCCGACUACUUCGACAGGACGGCGACACUGAUCCAGCGGAUAGCUGAGGGCGUGGAAACGGACUACUUCUUCGGCUGCCUGUGGGACUGCGUGCUCUGUAACCCGGCCAUCCGGCUGCCGGCCAUCACCUUCACGCUGAUGAAGUUCAACAAGAAAGUCAGCAUGGAGGAUCAGCUGUUCAUCAUGGGCACCGACCUGGACGUCACGGUGGGCGCGCUGUGUGCCGCCGUUCAGGACUCGAGCGUGCUGGUGCAGCGGUUCACCCUCGAUCUGCUACUGGCCGCCUUUCCCAUGCACAACAGCCAGUUGAUGCGCUCGGACCUGGUGCGUCUGGUGACGGCGGCUGUGACUGUGCUGCUGCGACGGGACAUGUCCCUCAAUAGGCGUCUGUACUCGUGGCUGCUGGGCUCGGAGGUGGAUGUCAGCGUACUGCCCUCGGAGAACCCCGUGGUGAAACGUACGGAGAGCGUCACAUCAAACACCUCCUGCGACCAGAGCACCGCCUACUUCGACGCCUACUCGCGGCCGCUGACCAUCGACGCCAUCACGAACUGCCUGAGCGCCAGCUCCGUGUCGACCAGCCCGGACGUCCGGCCCUACCGGCUCAUCAUCUCGCUGCUGGACAAACCCGAGAUCGGCCCGCCCAUCCUCGACUACAUCAUGAUCGAGGUGCUCAGGGCGCUGUACCAGAACUACCAGUCGGCGGGAGGCGGCGCGGCGACCUCCCCCUCCGACCGGCGACCCUCGCGACAAAACUCCACCGGCGCCACGGACGGCACCAAGCAGCAGCAGGACCUCGUCAAGACUGCCAACCUGCUGUUCGGAGCGCUCGAACCGCACUACGUCUGGGAAUACAUGAAGGUGAAGUACGGAGAGGCGUGUCGCCGCGUGGUGUCGGCCUGCGACCCGUCGGGGCCGGCGGCCGACCCGGAGCCACACGCAGCCGUGCAGCCGGUCGGCGGUGGCGACCCGGACGUGGCCGAGUGCUGCGCGCUCAUCGUCUUCCUGCUGGACGUGAUCUCGACCGAGACGAGUGUUGAGGUGCAGACGGAGCACCUUCCCGACCUGGUGUGCGGCGUGCUGCAGAGUCUGGGCGUCACGCUCACAGAGGGCGUCGGCCGGCUGCGGCCCGCCGACCUGUGCUGCUCGCUCGACAUCUGCCGCACCGUGCUGAACAAGGCGCAGCCGGGCACGCGGCGCUCGCGCAGCCCGCCGGCCGCGCCGCCGGCGCCGCCGCCCGGCUCGGUACGCGACGCCAGCCGACUGUUCGCGGCGCUGUUCGCCAGUCUGGUGGAGGCGCGGCUGCUGGCGCACGGUGUCCAUGUAGCCGACAGCUGCCGGCGGCUGGCGCUGGGCGGCCGCUCCAGGGCCGAGGAGCGGGACGCCGGCCUGCGGCAGCUGCUGCUACAGCGGGUGGAGGCCAGCGGCGGGCCGGGCCGGCCGGCGCCGCAGCCGCCUCCCGCCGCCUCCAGACAGGAGCAGGUGGAAGCGGCGCUGCGUGUCGCCGAGGCGCACCAUGUCCCGCUCUCGCCGGAGGCCGGACAGUACGCCGAGGCGUUCCGCAGCGCGUGCCAGCUGCUGGUGGUACUCUCCUCGUUCCCCGCCACCGAGGACCGGGAGGAGUCACCGCCGCCGUCAGCGGUUCCUGGCGCGCUGGACCUGCCUCCGUGGCUGUCUGCGCUGCUAACAGUGGCGUGUUUCGCGCCACUGACGGCCGGCGGGCCGACCGGACUCCCGUUCUCUGCUGUCUCCACUCUCCUGGACCUGGUGGCUCUGGUGACCUCGGUGGGCGCGGCGGGCAGUCAGCGGGCGGCCGUUCAGCCGCUGCUGACGCCCGACCAGCACCGCGCCAUCGUGGACGACACGGUGGUCACUCAGCUGCUGACGCGGCGCCUGUGGCGGCUGCUGUCGCCGGAGCGGGCGGCCCUCCACCUGCCCUGCGUGGACCUGCUGCAGCUGAUGCUGAGCCUGAUGCCGCCGCAGCUGGUGGAGAACCAGCUGGCGGCGGACAUGACGCACCCCGACCUGGCCGUCAGGACGGAGGCGUUCAGCCGGUUCGCCGUGUUGUGGCACUUGAGUCGCGAGGUCUCGGCGCGCCGCCACAUCAGCCGCUCGUUCGACCGGUGUUUACUCCUGAUGCUCGACUGUCUGCGCGACCCCAGCGGACCGCUACACGCCGUGGCCCGCACCUGGCUGACGCACACACUGCAGCGGGGUGACGUUACCAGGAUCAUGGAGCCGCUACUGCUACUCCUGCUGACACCGAGCACGGCGCGGGUCAGCGUACAGCACAUCAACGUGCGCGCCACCGAAUCUGACGCCAAAGAGAGCGACGAGCUGGGACGGGUGUACGCCAUCAGCUCUGUGGAAGGUAACGUCAUCUACCACGUGUCGGAGGAGGCUGGCGCGCCGGCGGCGGCCGCGCGCCGCGCCUCGGCCGCCCGGAAGCUGAUGACUCUGACGUCGGUAGCCGGUCCGGGUGGGGCGCCGCAGACCCGCGCCGGCACUGUCCGUCUGCCGGGGCCGCACCAGCUCAGCUCGGCGCUGCUGCAGCCCAUCUCUGUGUUCGUCAACCCCAUCACUGUGGGCGCCGUGGACGCGGAUGAGUCGGACGCCGACCCUCCGGUCUCUCUCGGCGCGCGUCGCCUGGACCUGUCCGGUGUGCGCCGGUUCAGUCCCGACCAGCCGGCGGCGGGCCGAACAGCAACAGACGGCGCCGAGAGGGCCGGCUCGCAGACUCCGUUCGACGGCCUGUCGCGGCUGUUUGACGGCGCGGAGGAGAGCGUCUCACUGGCCACCAGCAUAGUUAAUGAGAUCGUUGAUUUGGCUCUCGACAAAUGUAAUCUCAAAGAAUCAAAAUGGGUCGACAAGAAGGAACCUGAACAGAGCCAAGAGAAGCUGAUCCAUCCGCUACAUAGCUUUAUGCUGCUCUACUGCCAGGUGUGCGACUCUGGCCGGAUCCUGUACGCGCUGCAGACGCUCCGCGCUGUGUUGGAGACCGACUGCCGUCUGACCCUGUGCAGUAUGGCCACCACCAGCGUCUGUUCCACCUCCGGACAGUCGCCGGGAAACCGGAGUCAACAGAUCCAGGUGCUGCUGGCGUGCCACCGUCAGUCGAUGCAGGGCCGGCGGUUCGGCGGCGAGCAGCAGGCCGAGGCGCUGACCGCCUACCGCAGCGCCAUGCUGCUGGAGGUGGUGCUGUCACAGUGCGUCCAGUUCAUCCGCAGCUACUACCCGACCCUGGAGCCGGCCUCGGUCACCGCCGAACAGCUGCGCGCCAACAGACAGGUCCAGAUAGUGUCUGCCGAGAUCCUGACGUCCAUGUUCUCGGAGCUGGUGACUGUGGUUCGCUCCAGCGGCCGCGGGUUCGCAACCUACCUGGCUGACGUGCUGCAGAGAUGCAGGGUGCAGAAGACGCUGCUGAACUGCCUGCUGUCCACGGUACACUCGCUGCGGGCCGGACCUCGGACUGACACUACCCUCACCGAGGACAUCAUCGAGUUUAACGAGGUGUGUCCGCCGGGCCCGGCCGGCGGCGGCGGAGGAGUGGCCGGCUCGGCGCACACACCCCUGCUCAGCUUCACAGAGACGCUGCAGAUUCAGCUGAUCAGGCUGGUGCUGUCGCUGCUGAUUCUGGAGGACCAGACGGACCAGCUCAAGUCGGACAUGGACGGCGCUCCCUCCGCCGGCGGCCGCGUCGGCACGCCCUCCGCCUCCGAGGCGGCCAAGUUCUACCCGGGACACCCGGUGCCGGCGCAGCCCAUGCUGCUCAACGCCAUCACUGGUGCACUCAAACAGAGUCACCGUCGUCACCUGCACCACCACUGGCUGUCGCUGGUGACGUCAUCGCUGCCGUUCAUCCGCCGGCCGCUGCCGCACAUAGUGACGUCAGUGGUGACGCAGCUGGUGCACAACAUAGAGCAGCUGGCCGCCAUGUACCGCUCCGAGAGCAGGCUGGCCGAGGACGCGUGCGUGCCGCCCGACCACAUGGUGUACCUGGUGGAAUCGCUGACCGUCAUCUGCCACUUCUGUAUGAUCGACUCCAGCCAGCAGGGCUCUGGCGUUCAGUCGUCGUCGUCUGCGGAGCUGCUGCAGACAUACGCGCCGGGCUCGUCAGCGCCACAGGUGCUCAGUAACCUGCUGCACGUCCUCACCACGGCGGCGCCGCUCAAGGACGACGGUGGCCGAGACGCGAGCACUGAGUCGCUGCUGAACGCUCGCCGCCUGCUGCUCAACAGUCUGCCGCGUAUUGUGGUCGGUCUGGCCGCUCUCUGGCAGGCCAUCACCGCGCGCACCGCCAGCGAGUCUCCGUCGUGGAUCCUGGGCGUGCCGCGCAUGGUGAAGCAGCAGGUGCUGGAGCUGCUGUCGCCCAUAUCGCACCACCACCCGGCCAACUUUGUGGCCGCCGUGGCCGCCGCCUGGCACGAGCGCCGCCUGCGCGGACAGCCCAAACAGAGCAUCCCGGAGUUUUGCGCCGACCAGCUGGUGCUGGUGGAUCUCGUCUCGUCUAUCCGAGUCAUCCCCAUCGAUAACCUGGUACAGACGGUCCGCUCCGUGGUGAAACAGCCGCCCAACAUUGGCCUGAACCGUUCCCAGCUGCCGUGCGCGGCGCUGCAGUUCCUGCUGUGCCACCUGCGCUCUGUGCCGGCGCCGGCGCUGGCCGAGUGCUGGUCGUCGCUGCUGGUGCUGCUGCGCGACGCUGGCCAGCUGACGCCGCCGGCCCAGUUUCUGCUGCUGGCAGUGCUCAAUGAGUACGUGCAGCGCGCGCCGCCGCUGCCAGAGCGCAAGGACCAGCGGGACCUGCAGGAUGUGGCUGCCAAGCUGGUAGAGGCGUGCAGCGCGGUGGCCGGCGCCUGUCUGGAGCAGACCACCUGGCUCCGGAGGAACCUGGCAGUGCGCGCGGUGCCUGGCGGGUCAUCCGAGCGAGACCAAACGGCCAGUCCCGAGCCGGGAAAGCCGACCAGCAACGGCCACAGCCCGGAGGCGGCCCAGUGGAGUGUUCAGGCGCUGCGCAUCCUGGCCGAGCUGCUGGCGCCGCUGCUGGACGUGCUGUACCAGUCAGACGAGAAGGACCGAGUGCUGCCGCUGCUUACCGGUGUCAUGUGCCACGUCACACCCUACCUGAAGGAGCACAGUCCGGCGAACACGGCCUCGUUCCUGGCGUGCUCUCAGCUGCUGGCCUCGCUCUCCGAGUACCAGUACUCGCGGCGCGCGUGGCGGCGCGAGGCGUUCGACCUGCUGCUCGAGCCGGCCUUCUUCAGCAUGCAGGAGCAGUGUCUGCCUUUCUGGCGCACUACCAUCGACAACCUGAUGACACACGACAAGACGACCUUCAAGGAGCUGCUGGCGCGCGUGGUGGUCUCGCAGCCGGGCACGCUGAACCUGUUCUCCUCGCGGGAGGCUGAGUACGAGCUGCGCGCCCAGCUGCUCAAACGGCUGGCGUUUGUGGUGUUCUGCUCGGACGAGGACCAGUACCAGCCGCACCUGCCCGAGAUCCAGGAGAAGCUGGCCGAGUCGCUGCGGCUGCCGCAGGUGGCCCCGUCCAUCCAGUCUGCCGUGCUGCUCUGUUUCCGAGUGCUGCUGCUGCGCAUGUCGUCCCGGCACGUGGUAUCCCUGUGGCCCUCCAUCAUCACCGAGCUGGUUCAGGUGCUGCUGCAGAUGGAGCACCAGCUCAGCAUGCAGAGCGACGAGUUCAGUCAGCAGCUGAAGAAGCUGUCGGCGCUGGACGGCUCGUGGUCGGGCUCCAGUAACGGUCUGUCGGCCACCGGCCACCCGGGAGCCCUGCAGCUCCACCUGGAGGCCUGCAAACUGCUCGACCUGUGCCUCACGCUGCCCGCACACCGGCUGCCACAGUUCCAGAUGUACCGGUGGGCGUUUGUCGGCUCCGGGGACCAGGAGUCGUCACCGGCCGCCGUCCCGGACACCUCAGCCGGCGGACAGCAGCUGCAGCCGCGCGACUUUGUGCCCCACGUCACCCGGCUGACGCAGCUGGUCCUCCAACUGUGCCGCGGCUCCCCGCCGGAGCCGCUACGCGCCGCGCCGCACCAGCCGCUGCUACACGUCACCUCGGUCCGGCAGCCGGCCGACCUCUACCCGUUCUUUGUGGCUCUGGGCGGCGGCCGGCCGCGCUCCAGCGACCCCAGGCCGGCGACACCGGCCGACCGCGGGCCGCGGCCGUCCGCCGAACAGGAGACUGUGGCCGCCGUGGAGGCUGUCCUGGCCAGAGACUUCCUGGAGCCUCUGGGAGAGCAGCGGUAGCGGCUGUGACAGGCCUGUACGGUGGGCAGCUGCCAAUGGGACACCCGCCGCCCUGAGGGGUCUCCGACACACGUCUCUUGCCAGAGGGUACUGAUGAGCGUGAGUUAGAUUGUAGUUGAGAGUGGCAUGAUGAGGGGAACGAUGGAGAGAAUGACGUGUAUGCAACGUUGUCAAGCCGCAACACUGAGUACUUCAGUCUCGAAGGGACAAUCAGAAGUCUCCGUUCGGAGAACGCUAUCACUGGAGAAGCGUUGGGGAACGCUGAGCCAAUUCCACGCCUUAUUUCAUUUUCGCGUGAUGUACAAUAAUAUUUAUUUUCUAUUGUAGUUGUAGUUAGUUGGGUGGUUGCCGGACCACCGUCAUAUCCCGACAUCCGCCGCGGCCGUUUGAGCUGUGCCGUAGAUAGCUGGGUUUAGAAUGUGUGAGAUGCGCUCCUAAUCCUUCCGAAUAUGUCCCGAUGUGUGAUGACUGCCCACUUGCCAGAAUCAAUGGCUUGUGAGGCCCAAAGGGCUUCGUUUUAUCGUUGCGACAUCCGGGGUCGAGUAGGUGCUGACCUCUGCCUGUCUCCGUUGGCUGCCCUGUCCCCCACCGGGUAUGCUUGCGGAUGCCUCGAUGCUGUGUCUGCUGUGUCUGUGCCUGGGCGUUCUGGUGUGUCUGUGCCUUGGCGUCCUAGUGUGUCUGAGGGUGUGUCCUGACGGGUCCGAGUGUGACUGUGUGUCCGGUCGUCUGUAUCGGUACAGCCUGAGCCGCUGGCCGCUCUAGUCAGUGGAGUGGGCGCUCCUGCCGCUCCCGUACCUGUGUCGGGUUUCGGAGCCGUCCUUCUCUGAGCUGCUGUGUGUCGCAGCCCAGUCACAGCGCCCGCAGCGGGCGGGCGGCCAUUCCAGUGUGCUCGCCGAGUCCCAGUGAUGCUAUGCAUGAUCAUCCGCGCUAUGAGCGCCUCCAGCUUCCAGGGUGCUUAUUUUCUGACCAUGGGAAAUGAAUGGUGUAAUGGGUCGUCGCCAAAGGCAACAUGACAUCUUAUGACGAGGAAUUGUACCGCGAGAAGUAUUCUGUGCGACUAUUUUCAUGUCGGGCUCGACAGCUCUUGGCCAAACCGGGAGGCGUGCUACCUUUAUCGGUAAAAUCGUAUUGAUGCGGGAUUUAUGCAAAGUACGCUAGUAGAAAAUAUGUUCCGUUGUUGUUUAAUCUCGGUUGUACUUAGUCGCCAGUCUAAAUGUUUGUUAUUUGUGCUAACGGGGUUUGCUGGGCUAACAUACAUAUAUCAAAGGUUUCUUGCUAUUGUGAUUGUGAUAUGGGGCUGGUUGUAGUUUGGGCACGGUUUGUCCGGCGGGCAUGGUUUGUCCAGCAGAUGUAUCCGAUUCCGGACGCGGCGGCGGGGUACGCUGCCGUGCCCUUGUUGGCCCCUGUUUGGUGUUUCAUCAUAGCAGCUGGUCGCUGCUGAUGCUGCGUAGUUACUCUAGUCGCACCAGGCCUCCACGCUUGUUGUUGUUGCCGAGAGGUUUCCGCCACGUUACGUUUGUGUAGUUUCACGAGGCCAGGUCUCGCCCGGUAGUAUCUGACGUAUAUCGGUGAUGUUACGUAUGCUGCAGUCUGUGACUGCUUCUCCACGUUCGCUGCUGCUGCGCGGGCUGUGCGCCGUCCUGAGUUGGGUCCUUAUGCUGUUUGUCGCACGGCCUCUGACUGUGAACUGACGGCGGCAGGUCGGGACGGAGCGGGCCCACAGAACAAGCGGUCAUUCUGGCGGUACGGGGACCGCAUUCAUCGUGUAUAUAGUGUGUAUUUAUGAUAGAGCCUAUGAUCAUAUAUCCAAAGCAUGGAGUGCAAGAGGACAUUCUUGUGAUAUUGGGGAUAAUAUAUUUUCUCAUGUAUGCGA
Molecule: messenger RNA, 8910 nt
Organism: Amphibalanus amphitrite
Lineage: Eukaryota; Metazoa; Arthropoda; Thecostraca; Balanomorpha; Balanidae
Product: protein dopey-1-like
Exons: 37
Coding region: 297-7037 (2246 amino acids)
Biological process (GO): Golgi to endosome transport
Cellular component (GO): trans-Golgi network; endosome
Source: RefSeq, a predicted model, not a curated record